AUGCCGGUUGUGGUGGAAAGCUAUGUGGGUCACGUCCGUAACCUGACGGAGGAACGGGACGCUAUCACCACCGAAUAUGAAAAAGAAAACGAACAGCUCAGGCUUGAGCUGACGGGGCUGCAGCUGCAGCAGGAAGCCCAGCUGAAGGAGGUCGAGGAGAUGCUGGAACAGGAAGGCUUGUCCGAAAUAGCUCACAGUAAUGCCAGCGAACAGAUUGCUUAUUUACUGGUAGAAAGAACGACGCUGCUGGAGAAACUGGAGAUCGCAGAUCAGAAGUUGAAUUCACACAGCUACAUAGACAGGCUGUGUGCGGCACAGCUUCAGGAUGAGUUUGAUCACAUUCAUCAGACAUUAGAAGAUGAACUCCAACAACAGCAUGAAUCGACGCAACUUACUGGAGAGACAAUGAAUAAGUCCUACAGGGGAGAGCUGGAGAGGGAACAAGCAUCACGUGCGAGAGUUGAACGAGAUCUGGAUGAGGCCACGCAGAGGCUGAUGAUGGCUCAGGAAGAGAUCCGGAGGUUGACAGAUGAGCUGGAUGCACAAAGAAAGGAGCAGAGCAAAAUAGAAUCGGCCUCGUGGUCAGCCCUGCAAACACCUGAGAGCCAGGAGGAAGGGGUGAACGAAUGGAGAGAGAGUGACAGGACUGAGCUACAGAAGGCCAUGGAGCACAACAGCAGACUGGACAAGGAAAUUGUGGCGCUGCGAGCACGGGUCCAAACGCUCGACUUGGAAAGAAAAGCGUUCCUUGAUCUGGUUGAACAGCUCAAAGAGGAGAUCUGCGAGUAUCAGAAGAGCGAGAAGCAAGGACUUCCAUUGCCUGCGCCAACAGAGACUGAAGAAGUCGCAGCAUCCUCGCUGCAGUCGCAGGAUACAAAGGAUGAAGGGAGGGUUGAAGGAGACCACGUUUCAGGCAAAGUUGGCUCAGAUCAAGACGACAGAUACCAGAGUAGUGAAACACUUCAUAAAAGGUGCCGAGAGGUGAUUGAAAACAUCGAGGGCAGGAAUUCACAGCUCCUUCACAAGCUGCAAAAACUGGAGCAGGAGCACGAGGAUUUGGUUGAGCGCAAUGAAGAGCUGGAAUCAAUUCUGGGAGAGACACAGAUCCAAACCAAGCAGGAGAAGGAACAGUUUGAGAGUGAGGUGGAGGGACUUCACCGGAAAAUCACAAGUUUAGAAACAGAGUUACUUGAAGUGCAGAAGAACAAAGCUGAGAUGAGUGGGGAAGAGCAGGCAUCGUCUGGAGCACAAGAGAUGCAAGAGAUGCUGGAAAGCUGUCAGGAAACAGUAGAAAAGUUGGGAAGUCAGCUGGGAGAGCGGAGAGAACGGAGAAAGCAACUUGCUUCUGAGCUUGAACUGUUACGAGAAGAUCUGAAGGCUGAGAAGAAGGUAUUGGGCAGCCAGAGUCUGUCUGACGAGAGAUUCCAGCAGCAGGAGGAAAAAAUGCAGCAAUUGCGGCAGGACUUGCGUCGCGUUCAGAACUUGUGCAGCUCAGCCGAGAGGGAGCUGAGAUACGAAAGGGAGAAGAACAUCGACUUACAAAAGCAAAACCUCUUGCUCCAACAGGAAUGCACCAAGGUCAAAGCUGAGCUGAAGCAAGCCCGGGCAAAACUCUCGGACACAACUGAAACAUGCUCCUCUCUCUCAGCACAAUGGGAAAAAAGCCAGCAGAAGGUCAAAGAACUCGAACAAGAGCUCUUGAAGCGCUUCCAGGCUGAUAAACUGCAGAGCAGUCUGCAAGAGAAACUUGCACAGGAGAAAUCCAAAGUAUGCGAAGCACAAAAAAAGAUUUCAAAACUCCAGCAAAAGCUAAAAGAUUCCCAACACCAACUCCUGCUGGCAGAGGCCCGUGUGUCAGACAAGAAACUCCUGGAGGAGGAAUUGAAGGAGGCCCGAGAAAAUGAAGCUCGUGUGCAGCAAGAACUUCACGAGGAGCAGCUGAAAAGGAAGCUCCUGGAGCAGCAGGUGGAGGAGCUGCGGCAGCAGCUCCGGCAUUCACGGGAGACGGAGGCGUCGCUGGCCAAGAUGCACGUGGAGCUGCAGGCCAAGACUCUGCACGUCCUAGAAGAUGAGAGGAAAACUGACUCGAGCGAGCACCUCCAGUGUCAGAAGGAGAACCAGAAGCUUUCAGAGCAACUCUCACUGCUGAAGGAGGAAAACAAAGCCCUUUACGAGGAAGGAGUCCGUCUCCUGAACCAGAAGGAUCUGUAUGUCAGGAAAUACAACGAAAUGCAGCUCCGCCACAAAGACAAGAUCCGCAGAGCCAAAGAGACCUUUAUCCACGAGGUGAAGCAAAGGGACAGCAGAAUUAAGCAGCUUGAAAAUGAGCUCAGCGAGUCAAAGCUCCAAGUGGAAAAGGGGAAGGUGCUGAUUGCACAGAUCACUGCUGAGAAUGAGAAAUUACUCCAGGAGAGAAGACGGCUCCUCCAGAAGAUAACUGACCAAGAGGAGACUCCUUGGAGCAACCGGUCUACGAUUGCCACCCUGCAGAGCAGAGUGAAGAUCCUGGACGAGGAGAACGUGCGGCUGCAUGAGAGCAAACUCCAGCUCUCCGGCCACGUGCCUACCUCACAGCGCGCGCUGAGGAGCAUCCACGCUCCCAACACGGAGGACUCGAAGAGUGUUAACUUCUCCGAACGCCAGCUACAGAGUAAGGUGUUGCCAUCUCCCCGUACCAGCUUCCCAUCACGAGAACCGCCAGACUCUCUCGGCACCCUGAAGGCCACGCAAGACACGAAGCCUGAAGGAGAAGCUGAAAGCCAAGACUCAUCCUUUUGCUUAUCCCCCUCUCAACCUUCUGAGAUCGGGUACUUAAAUGUAGCUUCGCCUGGAGACACCACAGCCUCCCAGCUGCAGGAGGAGAGUCAGAGCAUCAGCUCUGAGAACUUCUAAACGGGGAAAGAUGUUUGUAAAAUACGAGCUGGACUGCAAGGUUUUGGGCCCCUGUUGCUGUGGGAUGACAAGGACUGCAGGGGGAGAAUUGCCAAAUGGACUGACCUGGUGAUUUCUGUGAUAUAUUUCAACUAAAUUAUUCAACAGCUUUUUUUUCAACUUACCCAACUGUAAAUGUGUGUGUGUCAUCCCAGAUCCACCCGGAGGCUGGAAUUUGUAGACAAACUCAGUAAAGUGGAAGAGGGGUGGGGUGAAGCGUAUCUUCCCCUGAACCCUAAUUCCUUGUCCAGUCAAAAACUACAAGCUUUGUAAAUAAAACUCAGAAAAGUUCUCUUCCGCACUCUC
Messenger RNA from Aptenodytes forsteri (emperor penguin), 3237 nucleotides. RefSeq names its product coiled-coil domain containing 30 (gene CCDC30). The transcript is spliced from 22 exons. Bases 1 to 2892 code for a protein of 963 amino acids. The record is from RefSeq and is a predicted model, not a curated record. NCBI's taxonomy places the organism in Eukaryota, Metazoa, Chordata, Aves, Sphenisciformes, Spheniscidae.